Messenger RNA from Pelmatolapia mariae (spotted tilapia), 1845 nucleotides. It is a transcript of the gene nipa1, whose product is annotated as NIPA magnesium transporter 1. The record is from RefSeq and is a predicted model, not a curated record. Lineage: Eukaryota; Metazoa; Chordata; Actinopteri; Cichliformes; Cichlidae. Gene Ontology annotation, biological process: magnesium ion transport. The transcript is spliced from 5 exons. Bases 19 to 951 code for a protein of 310 amino acids. Gene Ontology annotation, cellular component: membrane. Gene Ontology annotation, molecular function: magnesium ion transmembrane transporter activity.
GUAAACAGAGCAGCAGUAAUGGCCUCUGACUCAGGACUACCGGCAGUUUCUUCUCAAAAUCUGGGAAUAACAAUAGCUAUAAUAUCAAGUUUCAUUAAUGGGUCGACAUUUGUGCUGCAGAAAAAAGGGAUACUACGUUCCCGCCACAGAGGAAGGUCGUACCUCACAGAUGUGGUGUGGUGGAGUGGGACACUGUGUAUGAUUACGGGUCAGGUUGGUAAUUUCCUGGCAUACAAUGUGGCCCCUGCGGUGGUAGUUACUCCUCUGGGAGCCCUGGGAGUGCUGUUUGGGGCUGUGUUGGCCUCCUGGAUCUUGAAAGAGCAUUUAAGCAUCCUGGGGAAGCUCGGCUGUGUUUUAUGCUGCUGCGGCUCUGUGGUGCUCAUCAUUCACGCCCCGACAGCAGAGGCAACUUCAAGGCUCGAGUUGGAGGACAGGCUCCUCGACCCAGUGUUUGUCACGUACGCCCUUGUGGUGGUCCUGCUGCUGAUCAUUCUCAUCGUGUGGGUCGCUCCGGCUCAUGGCACAUCAAACAUCAUGGUGUACGUUGCCAUAUGUUCCUUGCUGGGAAGCUUCACAGUGCCGAGCAGCAAAGGCCUCGGCCUGGCGCUUCCGGACGCUUUCGGCGAGGGCCCAUCAAGCAGCAGGGCUCGGGCGCUCUUCCUGGGCUUGCUGGGCACGCUGGCUGUCAGUAUCCUCACACAGUUCUUCUUCAUCAACAAGGCGCUGGAGUGUUUCAGCUCCAACAUAUUUGAAGCGAUUUACUAUGUGACGUUCACGUCCACCGUGAUUUUAGCUUCUGGUCUUCUCUUUAAGGAGUGGACCGCGCUGACUAUAACAGACAGCCUCGCCAUACUGUGUGCUUUAACCACGGUGUGCGUCGGUGUUGUUUUACUGCACAUUUCCCAGGAGGCGCUGAUUACGUGGAAGAAAAAAGAGGAAAAGUCAGACUGAUUCAGAUGUCUUUUAAUCCUUUACAUCGCGUCUGUGCCAAACUUGAGUUCCUGAGACUUUUUUCUACCUCCAGUUUGAAUGACCAAAACAACAUAAGAUAUAUAAUUAGUUUAUUUUAUCUUAAAUAUGUUUGAAGUAACACUAGAUAUGAUAUAUCUCAUUAACCCUCAAUCAGCCGAAUUAUCUUAUGACACCUUUUAUUUUAAAGAAGAUUAUAUUUUUAAUGUUUCUCUCUGUGUUUCUAAUGCCUUUAUCUACGACUGAGUGAACUUUAACAAACUCUAAAUCAACAUCUGGUUUGGGGAUAUGGAAUUCAAAGAUUUUGUACAGAAACAUUAAAAAUCAGGGUCCCUCUUUCUGCUCUCCAUGUGUUGUCCACGAUUCACUGUAAAAUAUCACAGUUUAAUGAAAAGAAGCAGAAAAUUUCAAACAUAUCAAAGCCUGCAAUGUUAAAAACCACCUUCCAUUCUCCUCAUCACAACAGUGGUCCAAAUCCUGUUUUUGUUUCUUUUGUUUUUUAAAAUGGGAAAAAAAAAAAAAGAAAAGUUGGAGGACGUGUAGACUGACUGAACAUUUUCAUGCUUGAAAAUAUCUCAAGAGCACUGGAGUCAUAAAUGAGGCAUUUCAUUACAAGCUUAAAUGUGGUCUGAGGACCGACAGUUAAUUUGUCACUGUUGUGUAAAUAACUGUGCUUCCUUUCCUCCAGAGUCUUGCCCAUCAGGCUUUUACAGGCUGUCUCAGUUCUUAGAAUCACCUCCGUGAGUUCAGGCCGCCUGUAAAUUAUUGAAGGUAACUCCAUAGCUCCCUCUUCAGCUGUGUGGAGGACGACUGAGUAUUCUGUGCAAAGGAGAAUUUUGUAACAUAUUCCUUCUCUUCUGUGGCCACUCGCUGUUU